Lethenteron reissneri (Far Eastern brook lamprey) is the source of this 5305-nucleotide messenger RNA. RefSeq names its product cyclic AMP-dependent transcription factor ATF-7-like. Gene Ontology annotation, biological process: regulation of DNA-templated transcription. NCBI's taxonomy places the organism in Eukaryota, Metazoa, Chordata, Hyperoartia, Petromyzontiformes, Petromyzontidae. Gene Ontology annotation, molecular function: DNA-binding transcription factor activity. The record is from RefSeq and is a predicted model, not a curated record.
GUCACGGCGGCGGGGUACAGCGGGGUGGGGGGUGGGUGGAGGGGUUGGCGCGCGCGCCAGUCGCCUUGUUUACUCGCCGCCGCGCCGCGCUCGAGUGAGGUUGUCUCAGCCCGGAAUUACUACCUCGUGGUCGGCGGUGAUCGCUGUCAGGCGGCGGAACGGGGGAGACGCACGAGCGACUCGUCUGUGUUGUGUCCUGCUCGCGGCUGGAAGUGGAGGUUUCCUUGGUCGUCGUGACCACCCCUCCUCCCCUUUGGAGCGAGCCCGGCAGAGAGAAUGAGCCAUGAGGGCGCCUUUGCGUGCAACGCGCCGGGCUGCGGGCAGCGCUUCGACAACGAGGGUUACCUGGCGAUCCACCAACACAAGCACGAGAUGACGCUGAAGUUCACCGCUCCUCGCAGCGACUCGGUCAUCGUGUCUGAUCAGACGCCCACGCCCACGCGCUUCCUGAAGAACUGCGAGGAGGUGGGGCUCUUCAACGACCUCAACAGCCCCUACGAGCUGGACUUCAAGAAGGAGCAGGAUGAGGAGGAGAAGAAGCAUGCGCUGGACCUUCGGACCGCGCUGCCCGGCGAGGGCCGUCCCCGGGGCGACGAGGAGACGCGCAGGAGCCGUCCCCGCGGGAGCCCCUCGCACUCCGCCGAGAUCGAGCGGGUGAGGCCCUGGAGAAACCCCACCCCCUGCACACCCUUCAUCCAGCAGUGGAUGAACCCCUUCCACUCCUCCGAGUACGAGCGGGUGAGACCACGGAGAGACCCUCCCUCGCACACCACCCCCUGCACACCCUUCAUCCAGCAGUGGAUGAGCCCAGGCCGCUACAUGGGACUCGAUCUGGACUCGUCGUCUGCUGCCACCCCGCUGGCGCGCCCGGCCACCCUCCCGCUGGGCCGCCCCGGUGCCCGCCCCUACUUCCUGACGGGCCACAGCCCCGGCAUGCUGGUGCAGCAGGCGCUGCCCUCACCCACCUCGCCCUCCGUCAUCACGCAGGCGCCCUCCUCACACCGCCACUUGGCGGCCCUGCCCGGACCGCUGCCCCUCUUCCUGCACCUGCCCAACGGACAGACGAUGCCCCUUGGUGCCGUGACCAGCCCCACCAUGCCCAUCCCCACUGCCCUCUCCAUGCCCCUUAGCACGAUCCCCAGUCCCGUGGGGAUGAUCCCCAGUCCCGUCGGGAUGAUCCCCAGUCCCGUGGGGAUGAUCCCGCACAUUCCCGGAAUUCCGGGACCGCACAUGUUCAGCCACGGGCUGCCGCCGCCUCCUCCGACACAACUGCCCUCGCCCUCCGAGUCCCGCAUGCGACUGAAGCAGAUCCUGGCGCAGCAGGCGAGCUCGCUGCACGAGCUGCACGGACUGGGCCUGGGCGGGGGGGGCGGCUGCGGAGGUGGCGCCCGCCCGGUAUCGCGCGACAGUCUCCCCUCCCCCCACGAGCGCCAGCUCAAGGAGGAGAGCUCGUCACGACGCGCCGAGUCGAGGCCCUGGGAGUCGCCUUACCACGAGAUGAACGUCAAAAUGGAGUCUCCGAUCGACGACGGUGGUCACGGUCCCCCCAGCUUCGGUGGCCUCACCAGCGCUAGCAGCGACGGCGGUGGCGGUGGCGGCGGCGGUGGCGGUGGCGGCGGUGGCGUCCGUCGGCGCCGCUCGUCGGUGGAGGACCCGGAGGAGCGCCGGCGGCGGUUCCUGGAGCGCAACCGGGCGGCCGCCACGCGGUGCCGCCUGAAGCGCAAGGCGUGGGUGCACUCGCUCGAGCGCAAGGCCGAGGACCUCGCCGACUCCAACGUGCAGCUGCAGGCGGAGGUGACGCUGCUGCGGAGCGAGGUGGCUCACCUGAAGCAGUUGCUGCUGGCGCACAAGGACUGUCCCAUCACCGCCAUGCAGAUCAAGCAGGGCUACCUGCGUGGCAGCGCUCCCAGCGAUCCGGCAGCCAGCGCCCCCCUUCACGGACGCUCCGCCCCGCCGCCACCGGCACCGCCGGCACCACCGCGCCACCGCGCACCGCCAAGCCCCGACAGCGAUUUCAACGACGGCGCAGCAUCUCCCAUCGCAGCAGCAGCAGCAGCCAGGCCGGCGGCGGCGGCGGCUGGAGCCAGCGGGGGCAGCAGUGGGCAGGGGUCACCGCUGGUCACCCAACAACAGCAGCAGCAGCAGCAUGUCAUCGUUGGUCCUCCUAGGGCACAGCCCGUGAGCAGAUGAGCGAGCGAGAGAGAGCAGUGUGCAGUUGUUAUCGUGGGGUUUUUUAAAAAGUAUAUAUAUAUAUACAUACAGUACAUUUAUAUACGUAUAUAAAUAAUAACGUGUAAUUUUCUUCUUUUUAACGUGGUUAUCAUUUUAUUUUUUCUAUCGUCGGAUGUUCUCCACCGCCUCCUGCGCCCUCCGGCCACGGUGAGAAGGCACCGGUCGAGGCGUCCACAGACGUGCCUGGUUUGUCCCACCGAUCGUUUAGCCGACAACACAGAUGCUGCCCAAAAUGUGCCUGUUAAGUCGUGGCCUGUUACGGGACAUCGCGUUGUGUAGGGAACGUGCAAGCUACCGAACAACAACAACAACAACAAAUUACUUGCGCAAACACCAAGGGCAGAUAAACAAUCGACGGCGCUUUGCGUACAAUUUCAACGGCAGCGGUCAACAAAUCCCGGACAACCGCGUGCGAGCGGACCGCAUUGCAUGGCCUUGCGACGUGGCGGAGCCUGGCUAUGGCUUUGGCAGCGAGAAGAGCGGCAGUGGUGAAUCACACAGUGCUUGGCAUUCUCCCUUGUGCCGUGUAUAUCCCAUAGCUGUCAACCCCUCGUCACAGACCAAUUCAGGCAUUAUCGGUCACCAUGUGCAUUUAUAAAUCUCAACGUUCAUCCUACAAAGUCCCAUCGCAAGGGAGAAACACAAAGAAAUGUACAAUUGUUCAAAAUAUAUUUCCCUGCCCGUAUUGAAACGGCUGUACGCCGUACGGCCACGAAAACUCAAUUUCCCUACACAACCAGCGAUGGGUUGACAGCUGUGAUAUGAUACCGAGGUAGCAGCGUCGCCCGUUGUCACGCACGCCAAAUGUUGACUGCAUGUUCACGGCCACGUGGUUCCACGGACAUUGACACCGGCAGCUCAAGGGACACCCGCUGCACCCUGACCUAGGUUGGCUCGGCCUAGGGUGAGCUACGUGGGCAGUCGCCACGCGUGUUUACGUGCGGUACGCGUUAGGCAUGUUGCGUUAGGCGUGUGCGCUGGGCGUGCGCGUUACAUACGUGUCGAUCGCACGAAGUGCACUACUCGUGUACGCGACGUGCGCGCGUGACGUGCGCGCGUGACGUGCGCGCGUGACGUGUGCACGUUACCCGCGUGUACGUUAGACGUGCGCAGCGCAUGUAAAGUAACAAACGCUUCGUUAGAUUUUUUAAUGUAGGUACAUCUCCCACCAAAUGCUGUCUUCCUAUGCGUAAAAGCGAGAUUUUGAACGAGGGAUGAAUUUUUUGUCGUUGCAAUUUCUGCUCGCUCGUGACGUCACGCACGCACGCACUCACGCGUGCGUGUGUGUGUGUGCGUGUGUGUGUGUGCGUGCGUGGCGGCUGGGGGGUGCGGUGGGUUGGCGGUGUGAGCCCCCCCCCCCACUCCCCUCGCACGAGAGCUCCCCCCCCCCGCCGCCACCACCAAUGCCUUCAGAAUCAGAAUCGGAAUCUUUGUAGAGGCGUGUGUGCACUCGGAGAACAUAAAGAUUGUGUUGGGUUAGCUCGCGUAAUUAUGAAUGUCUCAUUAAACCCGGCCACCACCCGAUACAGCCAAUUAGUAGGAUUUGUCACGUCAACAACACGUGCCAAUAAUGUUCAAGCAAGGUUUGUCACCUGAACAAAACAUGGCGAUAAUGUUUUGUUUGUGUGAUUAAACCUCACUAAUCGGCUGUGCCCGAUGGUGGCGGGGUUCAACGACACAUUUAUAUAUUCACUCGAUCUAACCCCAAACAAAAAAUCAACUUCUUCUGGAUAUUGGUCCUGAAAGCGCGACUUCUACUGCUACUACUACCAUGUGUUAAAGCAACCCCCUGCGGUGGAGGUCUGCAUCCAUAAUCCUCCCUUGUUGCACCUCCUCGGGUCUACCAAAGUACGGAGCGAAAGAAGUUCGGUGCGUGCGUACGUACGUGUGUGCGUACGUACGUGCGUGCGUACGUGCGUGCGUGCGUACGUGCGUGUGUGCAUUAUCACCGCGGCUUUUUCUUUUUAAAUACCGCCGUGCACGAACACUUUUCAUUCGGCUCGCCCUUUCCCCAAACGCGCACCGACUUGUCCGGGAGGUUUCGCCGGGAGCGGACAAUGUCUUGUACAGUACCGACGCACCGGCCGACUUCUCUCCCGUCGCUGAACUCGAAGCGGGAUUCCUCCUCUGCACGGCAAACCCUCCGGUGCCGUGGGGGCAGAGGUCGCAAAUGGGUUUUGAUUCCUUACCCGUACCCGGCCGCACCAGGGUCGCAAACGGGUACCCGUACCCUACCCCCGUACCCGGCCGAGUACGGGUAUCGGGUACCUGAUUGCGACCUCUGGGAUGAAGCCAUGUUGCAGGCGCGGGUGGGUUGAUUCUAGGAACUUGAAUUGUGAGAAGAGACAAGACGUUGGGAAAUGAGUGACAAACGGUUACUCACCAGUGACUCACGGCUUACCCGUACCCGGCCGCACCAGGGUCGCAAACGGGUACCUGUACCCGUACCCGGCCGGGUACGGGUAGCCGGGUAUCGGGUAGGGUACGGGUAUCGGGUACCCGGUUGCGACCUCUGCGUGGGGGGUUGGCAGUGUAAGUCGCGGGUCACUGCGCCGCUGGGCUACGGACCUGCACAAGGAGCAACUUCGCGGUACCUGUAGAAGGCAGUCCAGGAGAGAAGAGAGUAGAUUUCCGACAGGCGGUUCGUGCCACCCAGGGGUCAAACUCUUGCAGCUCCCUCUUGAGCCCGGUGGGGGUUCCCCCCCCGGGGCAUCGCGAGGCAGGCGAUUCCCGUCGUUACAUUUCACCCGUUACAUUUCACCCGUCCAUCCGUCGCCACCGAAUGUUUGCCUGGGCGCGCGGCCCAUGUAGCCCGUGCAUAACACGUGGCGUGCACGCAGGCGUUCGGCGCACAUUGUGGAUGCCCAUGCAAGCAACCGUCCAGGCUGAAACCCGCUUAGCUUCUUGCGGUUGCUUUGGCCGUUUCAUGCCUGCAGGGGGUCACCUCCGCAUGCAUUGCGUUUGUAAGAGUGACUGUUUUUUUAUUCAGUAUAAAUACAUUUAAACGUGUCCUUCGUUAUUCACUGCCACGGGUUUGACUGUCUGCGUGCGUGUGUUUAUUUGGCGGCCGAAA